Messenger RNA from Olea europaea var. sylvestris, 2149 nucleotides. RefSeq lists its product as uncharacterized. The transcript has 4 exons. The record is from RefSeq and is a predicted model, not a curated record. NCBI's taxonomy places the organism in Eukaryota, Viridiplantae, Streptophyta, Magnoliopsida, Lamiales, Oleaceae. Bases 361 to 1761 code for a protein of 466 amino acids.
GUUAUUUUUGUUGUAUUCUUUCCGACUCCAUGUACUACUGUUUCAACCAUUAUGUGUGAAUUUGUCUAUGACCAUGCUUCAUAAACUCCAUUGAAGCCAGAAGGCGAUGAUGUUGGUUAUAUUGAAAUAUCUGUUCAAGUCAUCAUUGCAUGGUGAUAUAUUCCUUGAACUUAUUGGAUAAAAUUUGCUUUUGAUAUAAUUGUUUUUCUGUUGCAAGUAAAUUCACAUACUAAUCACCUUAAUUAGCAGAUAAUUCGUGUUAGACACUCCAAGAAGAUCCACUGCAGAUGUACCUUCACAAUCAAAUGGCUUCACCGAGCCCAUAAAGAAGGACCAUUGACUAUUCCAUCCAGUGCCAUCAUGAAAUUAGCUGUAGAAAGUAUCAAUCUACAUCCAACUAUAUCUGCUUUCUUCAGUACACAGGAAUCCUCAAGUGGCUUGUUUGCUUCACCAUUGCCAACUAUUGCUGAUAGCAUGGAUUGGGAUAUGGAUAUUCAUGCAUUGCUGGAAAAACAGAUAGAAGAGAUAAGUAAUUCAGCUGAUGUUUCUGGGAAGAAAAAAUCAGAGGAUAUACUAUUUGGGAUUGAAGUCGAUUGCAAAGGAGAAAUCCGCGGCAGAGCAAUUACUACUUCCAAAUUGAGUAAUUCACAAGUCCAAGGGGUGCUAAAUCAUUUGAAGAGGACUACUCGGAGUAGGAGCAAACAUUCUGUGGAGAAAAGAAUAAUAAAUCCGUCACCCACUAUUCCCUCUGUUCAAGAUGAGUCCCCAGAAAUCAGGUCUUCUAAUAAUCCUCUUGCUGCUCGUGCAGCUCUUGCUUCAUUGAGGUCAAAAUUUCCUCAAGAUGCAGGACUUUCCGUCCAAAACAAUGUGGAGAAAGCAGACAUUAUUACUGUUGAUAGUUCAUCUAUGAUGGAUGAAAUUUCCAUGAAAAUUGAAGCUACCUUAACAAGAGAAAAUCCCAAAUAUGAAAGCAUUGUGAAGACGCUCUUUCCAACCGCAAGUGCUCCAGAAGAAUCUGAAUUUUCUUUUAUAUCUUCUAGAGCACCAUUAAAGGGGAAAGAAAUUGAAGACAAGGGACCAGUAAAGAAGACAACUCAACCUUCAGAAAGAAGGCUCACUCGCUCAGCAGUGCAGAGAAACGCAGUAGUUCUUGAAAAUGUUGAGAUGACCUAUUCUAGAGAGAUAAAGUUAAGGUCUUCUUCCAAGGCGAGAAUCGUCAAUCAUUCAACAGUUAAAAAAGCAGCAAAAAAUCCAGUUGCUGGAGCAAACAGUGGAACUGAAAGGAAUAUUUCGACUAAAUGCAGCAAAUCAAAAUUUUCUACAAAUAAAAUUGCAGUGCCAGGAUAUGAUUUAUUUGAAAACCAGAAAUCAGUUAUUUCAGCAAUUGAUGCUGAGUCAAGUAGAUCCCCUGCUGAGGAUGGGGGAAGCCUUGUGGGAAAAGACAGACAGAUUAUAAAGAAUGUUUCUACGAAGGAAAUCGUCGAUGAAGCCACGGCAAAACAUAAUUACCCAAAAAGGAUGACACGUUCUGUGGCUCGAGAGGAUACUGAAAAGAAUAAUGUACAACCUAAUGUAAGAUUGAGAAAAGGCAGAUAUGACGAACCUGAUAGUGUUGAGCUGAAGACCACUCCAAAGAGUGAAGAAAAUGUUGCCAGUGACAGUCGAGGCAUAAAGAGGAAGUCUUGCAGUUCCAGAAAUGAGUUGCGAUCUUCUCCCCGACUCAGACUUCUUCCUCAGACUCGCUUACAAAAUAAGGUGUAAUCUUCUUGCAAUGGCUCCUCCCCAUAUAUAUCUCCUACAACUAAAGACAUCACUCUUUUGGUAAAUGCAAGUAAAACUAUGUUAUUACCGAUGAAUAUAUAUGACAAUCUUCAUGAUGCAAAAGGCAAUGGUAUUUUGGUAGUACAAGCAGCACCGUGCCUUUUUAUAUGUUAAUUAAUAGUAUUUUCUUUUUGUUCUUGAAUGAAGCAAACUGAAGAUGAGAUCAGGGCUCUUAUAUCCCAUGCUUUUCUCAGUAGAAAUGUGUUUGUGGGGGUUGGUGAGAAGACGUUGAUUAGCUCAAUAUUGAAUGCUUUAUUGUUUUAUGUGUAUGCUGCCAUCGUUCUCAAUUUGUACUUUCCACUCCAACUUACAUUUCUUCUUACUUUUA